UCUUAAAUAACUGUAACGUAUCAUAAAUGGCCAGUGAUGUCGCGUUAUCGUUAGUGUUCGUCGGGUCGGCCGCUCCAAAGGAGAGUUCGUAACUUCUUACAGCCAUCGCCCGCAAAUACAUAACAAUGUUUUUAUAUAAUACUCAUGUAUUCCUCAUAAUAACUUUGUCCUCAAUUACAAUAAGGGCUCAGGAACCCGAGAUAUUUUCUAAUUUAUUAGAUGGCGGACUAGCACCGAUACAAAGUUUUGAAGCAGACUGGUAUGAACUGGAAAAUAAGGAACCACUUGAAGAAAAAGAAAAGGUUGAAAUCAAAUUGUACUAUGAAUGUUUAUGUCCUGAUUGCAGAGUUUUUGAUACAACGAGUUUAAAACCAACAGUGGCUAAACUAGCACCCUAUUUAAACCUGCACCUAUAUCCUUAUGGAAAUGCAGAGACUAUAGAAAUCAGUGACGGUGUUUACCAAUUCAAAUGUCAGCAUGGUCCUAAUGAGUGUUACGGUAAUAAGUUACACGCGUGUGCUAUCGACUAUCUGGGCAAUAUCACUGAGGCUGUGUUCUUCAACUCCUGUUUGAUGGAAUCUGCGCGAAAGAACAAGGGAUCUGAUGACGAAGCUGCUGAUGAGUGUGGAAGACUCUUGGGCGUAGACCCUGGUCAAAUCAAGUAUUGUGCGAAAAAUGAUAGGGGAAUGCACUUACUCAAAUACUAUGGGGAUGAAAGCAAGAAGGUUGGCUUCAAGUACGUUCCCUACAUCCUCAUCAAUGGAGUAGAAAACGACGGGAGUAAAUUCAUGAAAGACGUGUGCGCAGCUUUCAAGAACCCACCCCCAGCGUGACCUACAGAUAGGAUAAACACUCAAGACAGUCAAAAUGGUACAGCAGAAAAUACUACAGACGUGACCCCAAUCAAAGAAAAAGUGCAAAUCAAAGUGUAUUAUGAGAGUUUAUGUCCAUUCAGUGCCCAGUUCUUCGUGUCACAGCUAAAGCCUACAAUGGAGAGGCUAGGCCCAUAUUUAGACAUACAUUUAAUACCCUACGGACACGCCAAGACUCGUCGUGUGAGCAGAGGCUAUAAGUUUACCUGUCAGCACGGGAUCCCAGAAUGUUUCGGCAACACGGUCCAGGCUUGCGCCAUCGAUGUUCUUCGGAAUAUAACUCGAGCUGUCUCCUUCAACACCUGCCUCCUACAGAACACCUCAUACCGUAGCGGAUAUCAAUACUUCAUUUCUGUUUUCCAUUGGUGCGGGUCUCAGGACAAUGUGGAUGUUCAAACAAUAUGGAGGUGUGUACACAGCGACCACGGCUCUAUACUUGUGAAGAGAUACGGAGACGAGACACACGCCCUGGCUCCAUCCUUCGUCCCAUUCUUGACGAUUGAUGAUUCCAUUAUUUACCAGGACGAAGCCCUAACCAACUUACUUGGAACUGUCUGCCAACUACUCAAGCCAAAGCCAAGAGAAUGCACGCUUUAAUUAGA
Molecule: messenger RNA, 1474 nt
Organism: Spodoptera exigua (beet armyworm)
Lineage: Eukaryota; Metazoa; Arthropoda; Insecta; Lepidoptera; Noctuidae
Source: the annotation of a GenBank genome assembly